AUGGUGGGCAACGUUGCGUUCGCGACGUUCGUCACCGCCCAAGCAGGUGGCAAUUUCCGCGUCACACAUGCCAAUGACCUUGUCCCCAAACUCCCAGGGUAUCUCUUGGGUUAUGGGCAUGUUUCGCCCGAAUAUUGGAUCACAUCGCCCACAGGUGCCACAGUGACGGCGAAUGACAUCCAAGUCAGUAGCGGAGUGGUCGAUCUGCAGGGAAACCAGGGCCAAUUGGGUGGCACUAUCGACGACCAUUUGUUUUAUUUUAAUCAGGUUGCUGCGUGUUUGCUUUAG
Capronia coronata CBS 617.96 is the source of this 288-nucleotide messenger RNA. RefSeq lists its product as uncharacterized. The transcript has a single exon. The record is from RefSeq and is a predicted model, not a curated record. The coding region runs from base 1 to 288 and encodes 95 amino acids. NCBI's taxonomy places the organism in Eukaryota, Fungi, Ascomycota, Eurotiomycetes, Chaetothyriales, Herpotrichiellaceae.